CUCUUGUUCAUACCAUUUUUGAAAUGCUAGAUUUAUCUGCAUGCUGCCAGUUUACUCGUAAGUUACCACUACACAGACCGAUAAGAUAAGAGAAAGGGAAAGGCGAUUGAUUGAUAGCGACCUAAUGACGUCCACGGUCCGUCAUUCGUCAAGUCAACUCCAUGAGGAAAGAGUGCAAGCUCACCGCACCUGGCAGACAUCCAGACACACAGCAUCAACCGCCCUUAUGGCGCAAUUUCAACCCACUUCUUCCCUAUCGACAAACGCAUCAGAUUCCAGGAUUCCUCGGCAUACCGGAAAAGGCAAUCAAGCGUGUGGACCGAACGCUGACCCCCUCCCCACUCCUUUGGUGCGAAGAGCAAUCGAGGGGGGGUCCAGAAUGGGGGAAAUGGGCGGAUCCUCUCUGCAGCAGGAUGGGAGAUGACAACGGAUCUGGGCAACAACAUCAUUCAGCUUUUCUUCUUCCCGGUCAUCGAUCGGAAGGUUGACGCCACAGGGCCCAGCUCAUUGACGUAUGAGUACUGAUUAUUUCUCUGCUGAUUGUGCAAGGGAUUCGGUUGUGGGCAUGUAAUGUCAGAGUGACAUCAUGUAGCAUGCUCCCAUGUACUGCACCGGUUGACGACAUGCAAGCUCAUGC
Molecule: messenger RNA, 637 nt
Organism: Aspergillus aculeatinus CBS 121060
Lineage: Eukaryota; Fungi; Ascomycota; Eurotiomycetes; Eurotiales; Aspergillaceae
Exons: 1
Coding region: 162-488 (108 amino acids)
Source: RefSeq, a predicted model, not a curated record